UAGAAUUAUGUUGAAGAAGAUUUUAUUAAGAACCUGAUAUAAUCGCAAAAUGGUGACAAAAUCGUUCGACUUAAUUCAAAAUGGAUUCAUAAUACCUGCGCGCUACAUCCAAGUGCUGCUGAUGUUCACCGCAAUACUAUUGGUUUUCUAUCAGCGGGUUAAUUUGUCCGUGGCAAUUGUUGUGCUUAACAAAUUAAAUGAAACAGCAAACACAACUCAACCACAAUUUGACUACGCAUCCUUAACACCACACCAGCGCUCCAGCAUGUUGGGCAGCGUAUUUUGGGGCACCUUCUCAGUACAACUACUCAGCGGCUACCUGAGUAGUCAUUACGGCACCGUCAAGCUGCUGCUGUGCUGCGUGCUUGGUUCCUCACUCAUUAGUUUGGGUCUGCCAUAUGUGCUCGUCUACUGCGGUUACGAUGCUUUUAUAGCGUUCCGCGUGCUGCAGGGCUGUACCCAAGGCAUUGUUUUCCCCGCCGUAUAUGGACAUCUCGCCAAAUGGUGUCCACUGAAAGAACGUAGUCUGCUGGGUGGCGUAUCACAAUCGGGCUUGGAUAUGGGUAUGGCACUGGGUUUCUUAUGUAGCGGUUUGCUGGCAGUGACGUCGCUUGGUUGGAUGGCGAUAUUUUAUGUGCCCGGUGCAGCUGGUGUAAUAUGGUCGGCGUUGUGGCUGGCGUUUGGUGCAGAGUCACCACAUAAGUGCCGUUAUAUUUCACAUAAGGAAUGUACACUCAUCGACGAAGUUGGCGUAGCUGCUACCAUCACCAAACGCAAUGUGGCAACACCUUGGUGCGCCAUUUUGACUUCAGUGCCUUAUCUAGUCUUAGUCCUAGUCAAGUUGAGUCAUGGUUUGAGCAUCUUCACUCUGAUGCAACAAAUACCAUUAUAUAUUAACGGUCUGUAUGACUAUGAGAUACAUGUGAAUGCCAUGCUCUCGUCGCUGCCAUUUUUCCUCAUGUUCGUGACGUCACACUUGGUUUCCUACACCGCUCACUAUUUGCUUGUCGUCCGCAAGUGCUCACUGGCUUUGGUGCGCAAGUCCAUGAACACCCUUUCGACAUGGGUACCUGCCGCUGCUUUCGUCGUGAUGACGCUGCUGAGCACAGAGCAUGUUUCGGCAAAUAUUGCGUGCUUGAUUGUCGCUGUGACCACUUAUGCGGCGGCUGCAGUGGGCAGUUCGCUAAAUCAUAUUGAUCUCUCGCCGAAUUUCGGUGGCAUGUUGGUGGGUAUGACAAAUAUGGUCAUGACAGGCAUGGGUGUGAUCUCCCCAAUCGCUGUCGCAGAGAUCGUUAAGGAUGAGAAUGAUCGCUCACAGUGGAACAUAAUUUUUCUAAUAAUUGCUGCAUUAUUGUUUUUGGGAAACCUGCUUUAUUUAAUCUUUGGAGAAAUGGUGGUACAACCUUGGGACAAAAUCGAAAACAAGGAUAAUCGGGCUGCAAACAAUACAGUAGUGUCAUUUCAAGUCGACACAAUUCGGAAUAUUGUAAAAUAA
Molecule: messenger RNA, 1495 nt
Organism: Bactrocera tryoni
Lineage: Eukaryota; Metazoa; Arthropoda; Insecta; Diptera; Tephritidae
Product: sialin-like
Exons: 5
Coding region: 50-1495 (481 amino acids)
Biological process (GO): monoatomic anion transport; transmembrane transport
Cellular component (GO): plasma membrane
Molecular function (GO): transmembrane transporter activity
Source: RefSeq, a predicted model, not a curated record